AAAAACGUAGAUAACUAACUAGAUAACUAAUCUCCUCUAACGGACUCUGUCGACCGUCACAACAAAAUUGGUUAUAAUGGUUACUGGUUGAAACCUACAUUUAAUUCGCGCCAAAAUCAUGACAUCCUAUAAAACAAGAAAUAGCCAUAAAAUUAAAAUAUUAUUAUAUUAAUUAACGAACAAAGAAUGAAAACACAAGAACAUGACAAUUGUCAAAUGUCAAUUAGUGCUUCGUGAUUUAGUGUUGAAUAAUUUGUAAUUUAAGAAUUUAAAAUACCUACUAAUUGCAAACAUGUUUCCUCAGGUCACAGUCAAGAAAUGUCCCAUUUGCAAUGUUUACAUUAUUUCAGAUAAAAUGUCCGAACAUCUUAAAAGUCAUAGUCAAGACCACAAACUAGUGCCACAACAUAUCACAACGUCUAAACGAACUAGUUUAUUUGAUAAUUUAUCUAGUAAAGCAAGUGAUGACCAAGAACUAGUGCCACAACAUAAUAUCACAAAGUCUAAACGAACUAGUUUAUUUGAAAAUUUAUCUACUGAGACGAGUGAUGACCAAGAACUAGUGCCACAACAUAUCACAAAGUUUAAGCGGACAAGUUUAUUUGAUAAUUUAUCUAGUGAAGCAAGUGAUGACCAAGAACUAGUGCCACAACAUAUCACAAAGUUUAAGCGGACAAGUUUAUUUGAUAAUUUAUCAAGUGAAGCAAGUGAUGACCAAGAACUAGUGCCACAACAUAUCACAAAGUCUAAAGGAACUAGUUUAUUUGAUAAUUUAUCUACUGAGACAAGUACAAAUGAAAAAAGAAUAAAAAAUUGGACAAAGUCGGAGACACUUUGCCUUAUUGAGGCGUAUGAAAAUAAUAUUUCAAUAUUUGAAUCCAACUCAAAAAAAAACCGCUUAGGUUGGAUUCAGAUUUCAAAAGAUCUAAAGAAAAAGCAGAUUGAAUAUACUGAGGAUCAAUGCCAAGGAAAAUUCAAAUAUUUAUUAUUAUGUUACAAAAAAAAACUCGAUAAUAGGCAUGAGACAGGAAGUGCUGUUUAUGCUUUUGAAUUUUUUAAUGAGCUAGAUGAGUUAUUUGGUAAAAAACCCAACAUAAAACCAAAGCAUUUGGCAUCAUCUAGUCGCGUUUACAAUGGCCUCAAAGAAAGUGAUGGUAUCCUCAACGAGGAUAAUGUGGCUUCACCAAAACCUUCUUCAAACACUCCUCCGGAAGCAAAAAAACAAAAAAAAAAUCCAAGUGUACACGAAGCAGCUAUUCAAAAAAGACAUGAUGAAAAAAUGGCCAUGUCACAACUUGCUCUUGAUACAUAUCAAAAGUAUAUGGACAAAAUUUUAGAAAAAUUGUAAUUAAGUCGAAUUAUUUAUGUUUUACUACAGAGAAUACAAUGCAAUCAAGGUAGAUUGUAUAUUAUAUUUUAUUUUUUAAAUAUUUUUGUAUUUUAUUAUUAUAAAAAUAAUAU
Messenger RNA from Acyrthosiphon pisum (pea aphid), 1461 nucleotides. RefSeq lists its product as uncharacterized. NCBI's taxonomy places the organism in Eukaryota, Metazoa, Arthropoda, Insecta, Hemiptera, Aphididae. The transcript is spliced from 10 exons. The record is from RefSeq and is a predicted model, not a curated record. Bases 293 to 1348 code for a protein of 351 amino acids.